AUGGAAUUUCAGCGUGAAGUAAUUUCUGUACAUAUUGGCCAAGCUGGGGUGCAAAUCGGCAAUGCAUGCUGGGAGCUAUUUUGUUUGGAGCAUGGCAUUCAACCAAAUGGCCAAGUGGCUUCUGAAUUGAGUCAAUCGGCAAAACACGAUUCCUCAUCACUUACGACAUUUUUUUCCGAAACUGCUAGCGGACAUUAUGUACCGCGAGCUUUGCUAGCUGAUUUGGAGCCAACUGUUAUCGAUGUGGUUCGUACCGGAAAAUACAAACAUUUAUUCCAUCCGGAACAAAUGGUAACCGGUCGUGAGGAUGCAGCAAAUAAUUAUGCUCGGGGACAUUAUUCAAUUGGCAAGGAUAUGAUUGACACGGUGAUGGAUCGUAUCCGUCGUCUGGCCGAGAAUUGUGGUGGAUUGCAGGGAUUCCUCCUGUUCCAUUCGUUUGGUGGCGGCACCGGUUCCGGUUUCACAUCAUUGCUAAUGGAACACUUGACAAUUGAUUAUGGGAAAAAAAGCAAGCUGGAAUUUUCAGUCUAUCCGGCACCGCAAGUCUCGACUGCUGUGGUUGAACCGUAUAAUUCGGUUCUUACAACUCACAGUACUCUUGAGCAUGCAGAUUGUUCAUUCAUUGUAGACAAUGAAGCAAUUUAUGACUUAUGCCAUUACAAUCUGAAUGUUGAUCGACCAUCCUAUCCCAACCUGAAUCGUCUUAUCGCUCAGGUCGUUUCAUCGAUCACGACUUCAUUGCGCUUCGACGGUGUGCUAAAUGUGGAUCUAAUGGAAUUUCAGACAAACUUGGUGCCAUAUCCACGUAUUCAUUUCCCGCUGGUGACGUACGCUCCAGUGGUAUCGGUCGAAAAAGCUUCUCAUGAAUCUCUUUCGGUUUUUGAUAUCACCCGAGAUUGUUUCGAUACUCCCAAUCAAAUGGUGAAGUGUGAUCCAUCGAACGGAAAAUACAUGUCGAUAUGCCUUUUGUAUCGCGGUGAUGUUACGCCGAACGACGUUAAUGAGGCUAUUAAUUCCAUCCGUCAACGCAGACAGAUCAAAUUUGUGGAUUGGUGUCCUACUGGAUUUAAGAUCGGUGUUAAUCAACAGCCACCUACAGUGGUGCCAGAUGGUGAUCUUGCACCUGUACCGCGUGCUCUUUGCAUGUUGGCCAAUACAACAGCAAUUGCCGAGGCAUGGUCACGUUUAGACGUUAAAUUUGAUUUGAUGUUUGCAAAACGUGCCUUUGUGCAUUGGUUCGUUGGAGAGGGCAUGGAGGAAGGUGAAUUCAUUGAGGCACGUGAAGAUCUGGCUAUUCUUGAGAGAGAUUAUGCCGAAGCAAGUAUUACUCAUUCUUAUGAAAAUUAA
This is a messenger RNA of Acanthocheilonema viteae, 1347 nucleotides long. The record is from the annotation of a GenBank genome assembly. Lineage: Eukaryota; Metazoa; Nematoda; Chromadorea; Rhabditida; Onchocercidae.